AUGGUCUCGAUACAACAAUUGUCGCUAAUGGUCAAUCAACAUCUUGGUUUUCUCACAUGUACCGACGACGCAAAAAACUGUAUGAAAUGGAAAAUCUUCGAUUCUCCUUUAGGUGGCAGAGGCCUUAUCGCUACAGACGAUAUAAAAUCCGGUGAAAUUGUAUUUGUUGAUCAUCCACUAGUAUACGGCCCACGAUCCGGAACUAUUGUUCAACGCGGGUGUACUGUUUGUAGAAAUAUCGAUAGUGAUACGUUAUACAAAUGUUCUAAAUGUGCGUUGUUAUUGUGUUCGGAACAGUGUCAAAACAGUAGCACUCAUUUAAGUGACUGUAGUGUAAUUUCCUGUUGGCCUAACAAAGUGCCUAUCGAGGACAUCGAUGACACACUAAUGUCACGUGCACUAACAGCGGUACGAGCGUUGUCGUUAAAUAAAGACCAAAAGAAUCUUCUCACUUCCCUUCAAGCACAUGUGUUACAUCAACACGGGAGCGAAAUAAGGGCUUUGAAAGAAUAUUUUGACAUAUUUGCACAAGAUGAAGAAUUUAUGACACUCGUUUCAUGUAUACUCGACGCCAAUGCCUUUCAAAUGGCAGUACCGUAUGGAAAGAAAGAAAUGAAUUUGCGAGGAAUUUAUCCGGUAUCCUCACUAAUGAACCAUAAUUGUACAUCCAACACCAGGUAUUCUUUUAACGCUGAAUCUCAUAUGACAGUUAGAGCAGUCAAACCUAUAAGAUCUGGUACAGAAAUAUUUACAUGUUAUUCUGGGAUGUUGUGGGGUACACCUGCUCGCCGACUUCAUCUGUAUAAAACGAAACAUUUCCUUUGCGCUUGUGAACGUUGCUCGGAUCCAACCGAACGAGGUACUCUUUUGGCGGCACUUAAAUGUUUCUCUACAGAGUGUUCGGGUUCGCUUUUACCUAUAGAACCAUUAAAAUCUAACUCAGCUUGGCGGUGUUUAGAAUGUGGACUAAAAGUUCCAUUCUUAAAUAUAAGCACUCUACAAAAUGCUUUGGGAAGUCUUAUGGGUUCCUUAGACUUCGACAAUAUUUAUGAAUUAGAAAAGUUUUUCUUAAACAGAAUAACAAAAUAUAUUCCGAAAACUAAUCAAAUCUACGUUGACCUACAGUGUCGACUAAUAUGGGAAUUAGGAGAAACUGAAGGACUCCAUUGGGCUGAGCUAUCGGAGUCUCGCUUGGAGCUGAAGGAGAGCCUGUGCCGAGGCACGCUCCGCACGGUGGCGGCGUUGGGCGCGGGCGACGCUCACCUGCGUGGCCUGCUGCUGUACCACCUGCACGCCGUACUAGCAGAACGCGCCCGCCGCUCGCCAGACCUAUAUGAGGAGCUGAAAUCAGAAAUUGAAACUACCAUAGAACAAGCGUAUAACAUCCUUCUUGGUGACAUAUCUGCGCCGCCCGAUCUCGAGCUAAGAAGAGAGUACCUCGGACCAGGUUGCGAUAAGCCUCACGAAGAAAGGUUUUUUAUCCUAGAUUCUCCAGAUAGAAUAAUUAAUUAAGCUUAAUUACGAGUAUUAUGUUUAUAGUAUGUGUAUUUAAAAUUAGUGAAUUUAAGUUGAGAAAAAGGGAGUACUAUUAUAAUAAAAGUCCUAGUUGUUUAUGUUUCAUUUAUUUGUAUCUAUCCAUUCUGCGUGUAAUAAUUACUAUCCGAAGGAAUCAAACAAUAAACGUAUGACAAAUUA
Messenger RNA from Melitaea cinxia (Glanville fritillary), 1695 nucleotides. RefSeq names its product SET domain-containing protein SmydA-8-like. Bases 1 to 1512 code for a protein of 503 amino acids. The transcript has 3 exons. Gene Ontology annotation, molecular function: protein binding. The record is from RefSeq and is a predicted model, not a curated record. NCBI's taxonomy places the organism in Eukaryota, Metazoa, Arthropoda, Insecta, Lepidoptera, Nymphalidae.